Molecule: messenger RNA, 2993 nt
Organism: Pangasianodon hypophthalmus (striped catfish)
Lineage: Eukaryota; Metazoa; Chordata; Actinopteri; Siluriformes; Pangasiidae
Gene: snx8a
Product: sorting nexin 8a
Exons: 13
Coding region: 219-1778 (519 amino acids)
Biological process (GO): retrograde transport, endosome to Golgi
Molecular function (GO): phosphatidylinositol binding
Source: RefSeq, a predicted model, not a curated record
GGCGGUUUAGUGCUGGUUUAGUGCUAGUUCACUAGGUAUGAACUAAUGAUCGAUUUGAGACAGACCCAUAGUGAAGUGAGCUCUGUUUUCUUCUAGGCGUCAGACUCCGCCCACUCACACAGUCACUCCUGGCAGAAGGAAAUUACUUUUUUUCCCCUUUUGAUUUUCCCCAGGAAAUCACAUGGAGGUGCAGAUGUACUCACAUGACAGUGUGAGAGAUGGAAGGGGAGCUCAAUGAAGGAUCAGUCCCUCUGUAUUACAGGGAAGUGCAUCAAGCUGUGAGUAGUAGGACGGAUGAACGGGUGUCAAUCGAUGUGUUCCAAAGACUCCUCAACAGGACUGAUCUCUCAGUCACCGUACAGAACCAGAUAACAGAGCAUGUAGAUAACGGAGAUGGUUUUCUAAGCAAGGUGUCUCUCUAUAAAGCCCUGGCGCUGAUUGCCCUUGCUCAACAAGGCAAGCAGCCGAGCCCCAAACUCUUGGAGAACUGCAUACAAGAGUUCCCUAAACCCCAGCUGGGAGACCCAAAGGAGCUGCAGGCGCUGAGAAUACAGCCAGCUCAGGAGAACCCCCUUCUCAUAUCUCUGUCUCUGGCCAACCUGCUGGGCAAGGACACUAUAAAGGUGGAGCUCAUCCCUGAGAAGAAAGGCCUGUUCCUCAAACAUGUGGAGUAUCAGGUCACCAGCGAGCGCUUCAAAAUUUCCGUCUAUCGGCGUUACAGCGACUUUGAUGUCUUCCAUGAGCUUUUGCUACAGAGGUAUGCCUACAGAAUCGUGCCUGCCCUACCACCCAAAAGAGUGCUUAAAGGAGUAUUGAACUCAAUGUCGGAGAGAGAGUUCAUUGAAGGACGGCGGCGUGGUUUGGGCAGGUUUUUGAACCUCGUAGCAAGACAUCCCUUUUUCUCGGAGGACGAGCUUGUUAAAAUAUUUCUCACAUUCAAUGGCUCGGAUGUCCAAACAAAGCUACGUGAUGCUUUCAAGAAAAUGGGAGACGAGUUUAUGACAUAUACAUAUGCAACACAAGCCAAGGAAUACCUCCCUCCGGACAUCCAGGCCUUGUUUACUACGUGCCGAGAGCUGAUCAGAAACAUCCACAACAGCUUUCAGAAACUGCGGGACCGAGCAGAGAGAAUGGCAGAGCGUUCAAAGGAGAACUCCACCGAUCUGCUCAUGUUUGGGAAGGAGCUUAAUACAUUGGGUUGUGACCCCUCACCCCUGCCUACCCUGGACUCCUCUAAGAGCAUGUGGGCUGAUUUGAGACUCUCUCUCCGCGGCCUUUCCUCUGAAUUCUCCCUGUUAUCAGACAAAGCUGCCCAACAGGGAAAAAGAGAAGAGGAUGACGUGGUGGAAAAACUGAACUUCUUCCUGGAUUUGCUGCAGUCGUACAGGGACUUGUGUGAGCGUCACGAGAAGGGCAUUCUGCAUGAGCACCAGAAGGCCCUUCAGAAGUACAGUGUGAUGAAGAGACAGAUGAUGAGUGCAGCUGUGCAGCCAAAAGAACAGGUGUCUGUGGAGCAGCUGGAGUCCCGCAUCGUCCAGGAGAAUGCAAUCCAGACGAUGGAGCUACGAAACUACUUUUCCCUGUUCUGUGUGCAUCAGGAAAGCCAGCUGAUCUUUGCCUACCUCCCCAUCACCUCACACAUCCUAGGGGCCUUCGUCAAUUCACAAGUACAGAGUCACAGAGAGAUGGGCCAAGUUUGGAACAAUCUUCACUCCAAGCUGAGCGGACUUUUUGCAGCCAGUAAUGGAUGUCAGUCUCCUCCUCUCACGCCAAAAUAGCCUAGACGUGGUGCUUAGAGAAGGGGGAAAUGGAAACGCUGGGCUGCCAGAAGCGCUUCAGGCAAUUUUCUUUCCUUUAUGUAUCCUACAAAACACUACCAUGCAUGAUGGUAACUUGUUGGUUCUUACUUUGUGCUCAUUUCUACGCAGAAGCGUACUGAUCUUUUAUUAUCAGUACUUCAUGCUGAACUUGAUGGCAAAAUGACACCAACAUAUUUUGUAUGAAAUGAUCAUCUUUGUAAGGUAACUUAAAUGAAAAGCAUUUUGCUCUUUUUUUUUUUUAUUAUUUAGUCAUUAUUAAGCUAAGGAUAUAAUUUUAAGGAUAACACUUCAUUUUGUAACAAGUUUACCACCAGGGGAUGGCAGUAUUGCUGCAAAGAGGUUUUUUUUUUUUUUUUUAAACCUGUGUCCACAAAGGUGCAGGUUAUUGCUCCAUGUAGUGCAAAACUUUUGACGGGAAAAAAAUUAGUAAUAGUGGCAUAGUGUCAAGAUUACUACUAUAAUCUUUUCCUUGCUAAACAAACCAGAGCUUCGAGCAGCUCUAAUUUUUUUUUUUUUCCAUAGUUGCAACGUCUGAGCCCAAAUCUAGAAUAUGUGUACUCAAAGUGUGCAUUGAUAAUCUGCAUAGCAGAAGAGGAACUGACAUCUGAAGAACAUACCAAAGAUUGUUUCAGAUGUUUUCUUAAAGCAUAAUGAAAUGUCUAAAUUCCUAGAUUAGUACAUCUCAGGUGAAAAUAUGAAGUAAAAUGAAAGAAAAAAGAUUGAUAUUAAAUGUUUAUUAACUUAAAGCAGAGAAUAAAGAUAUUCUAUACCAGUAUUUUUGCCUGUAUAUUAUCUAACAGACCGUGUGUGCCAUGCAUGCCUCUCUUAUUAUCCAGUAUCCUGAUUCAUUCAUCGAAGCCAUGCUUUAUACAAAAAUUUACAUUUUGUAUAAAUUCAGUAUCUAAUUCUUUUGUGCAUGAGAACUAUUUUGGAUCAUUUUGUGUAUUAAUUAAGUUUUUGCAAACAGUUCAUAACUUUUAUUUGCUUGAUGGAUCUAGCAUGUGCCAUAGUUUGCCCUCUGCUGGCAUUAUGGGCAAAUUACAACUUUAAGUUCUUAUUGAAUGAAUGUGUUGGACAUGUGCUCACAUUUUCUCGGCUGCCUCUGUUUUUGCCCUUGUGUUGUUAUAUGUACAUUUUUGCUAAUCAGCAAUAAAGCAAGAGAUUUAAGCAUGA